UUGACGUAGCGUCGUACACCGUACCGCUAGCGCAGCUUCCGCCGGUGCCACAGCUGCCUAUUUGGCAUCAGUUUUUCUGGUAUUUUCUUAUUCUGUUAGUUUGUAAGUGAACGGUGUUUUCAACGUCGUGUCAGCAGAUUUAUUUCAAAGCAGCUGUCAAUAUGAUCUCCCUCACGGAUUCACAAAAAAUUGGAAUGGGGCUGACGGGCUUUGGGGUGUUUUUCCUCUUCUUUGGAAUGGUGCUGUUCUUCGAUAAAGCGCUCCUUGCUAUUGGCAACAUCCUGUUUGUCUCAGGCCUGUCGUUUGUCAUCGGCCUGGAGCGCACCUUCAGAUUCUUCUUCCAGAGACACAAAGUAAAAGCCACCAGUUUCUUCCUUGGUGGAGUCCUUGUGGUUCUGAUUGGCUGGCCCAUCAUCGGAGUUAUCCUAGAAAUUUACGGUUUCUUCCUUUUGUUUAGGGGCUUCUUCCCAGUGGCGGUCGGAUUUAUAAGACGGGUUCCUGUCCUCGGAUCUUUGCUCCGUUUACCAGGGAUUAGUGCACUGGUGGACAAAAUCGGUGAGAGCAACACGAUGGUAUAACUUGGAGCGGUUUCUGCUGCUAAGGACAGAUUUGGUUACUGAUCAACACUCCUGACAGUGACUGUGUUUGGGUCAGUGACACGUCACAAAUUCCCCGAAAAAGCCACAAAUGGAAGCUUGGAGGCUCCACUGACAUCCUGGGGAUUUUUCUGUCUGAAUGCCAUCAGACAGGAGAUGAUUGUUUAUGUUUUCUCUUUUGAUUUUUAAAAAAAAUCUUUUAUGUGUGAUAUUUAUGAACUGAAUUCCUGGGACCACUGGACCAAAUCAGAAGAUCAUGUUCUGUCGACAGCAUCGUCCUCUCCAGACUGAGAUCUGGACAGUGUUUUUUUUUUUUUUUACUGUAACUAAAAAAAUGAAUCAUUUAAAUACAUUUAAGAAAGCAUCUGAAUGAAACUUGACCUGUUUGUAAAAAACGUUUUGGAUAAGUUUAACAUACUUUUUUAAAGUGCAUAUGAGAAAAUGUGUUUUUUUUUAAAAAUCAAAUACUCUGAUAUUUUUUGCUUUUCCAGUGAAUUGAUCUCUUGAUUCUGACAGAAGGAAGUUUUCAAAAUAAGGAGCAAAAUCCUCCACGGCUGCACUGAUGUGCAACACCUAAAGUUACACCGAUGCCUUUAUGGUUGUAAUGUUACAAUGGAUGUGCGUAAAUAUGUCUUUUCAAAUUUGUACUUAAUGUUUCUAGUGGCUAAAACAAAAAAAAGUAUUUGUUACAUUUUCAAAAAGACUAUUACAGGUAAAUCUUUUCUAUUGUUGACCUUUGAAAAAAAGUUUAGGUUUCAAAGUCUGUUUUGUGUCAGUUAUAACAUGUCUUUCAUAGUUGGCGUUGAGUUGGGUUUAAAAAAACUGCCAACGCAGACGGCGAUGUUACAGGAGACUCACCAUGACUUUUGUUCUUUUUUUUUUAGCUAUAUAUCUUGCUACAAUGUUAUAUAUUUACAAUAAACAUGGACUAAAGAACCAACAA
This is a messenger RNA of Oryzias latipes (Japanese medaka), 1539 nucleotides long. RefSeq names its product golgi transport 1Bb (gene golt1bb). The record is from RefSeq and is a predicted model, not a curated record. Lineage: Eukaryota; Metazoa; Chordata; Actinopteri; Beloniformes; Adrianichthyidae. Gene Ontology annotation, cellular component: membrane; endoplasmic reticulum. Gene Ontology annotation, biological process: endoplasmic reticulum to Golgi vesicle-mediated transport; retrograde transport, endosome to Golgi.